AUGCAACCAAAACCGGUUCACGACAUUUACGGUGUUACCAAGAACCCCAAGAAGCGAACCAGGGCAUCAAGGAAAGCACCCACUACAGUUCUCACCACUGACCCGACGAAUUUUAGAGCCAUGGUGCAAGAAUUCACUGGAAUCCCCGCGCCACCGUUUUCGAGCUCUUCAUCGUUUCCUCCGAGGCUCGAUCUUUUCGGGUCCAAUCACUUGGAAGCUUUACGUUCAUCAACUAGAAGAGUCCAGCCAGCUGCAACUCCAUUGUUGAAUAACAUUCCUUUAAAUAUGUUAAACUUGCAAAACCAGAUGGUUCAGCCACUGUCCCAUGAAAGCUCGGUUUCAGGUUCAACAAUGGCUUCUCUCGAUGAGUUGGCCGGCUUCAGCCAUGGUGGCAGUGCGAGUCUCAGUGGCUUACAUGGAAACUUGAGACACGGAGUAGUUGGAUUGAACGAUGGGAACCAAGCUCAUUUGAGGACGUUUGGUACUAAUUUCAAGUUGGAUUACUCAGUUUCUUCGUCAGAUUUCCACCACGAAAAGGGGUUUGAAAACCUUCCAUCAAGAGCAGAAGGCACAGUUGAUUCAUGGACAAAUAUUUCUCCUGCAGAGUAG
This is a messenger RNA of Hibiscus syriacus, 609 nucleotides long. RefSeq names its product VQ motif-containing protein 22-like. The coding region runs from base 1 to 609 and encodes 202 amino acids. The transcript has a single exon. The record is from RefSeq and is a predicted model, not a curated record. Lineage: Eukaryota; Viridiplantae; Streptophyta; Magnoliopsida; Malvales; Malvaceae.